Messenger RNA from Aspergillus saccharolyticus JOP 1030-1, 718 nucleotides. RefSeq lists its product as uncharacterized. The transcript has a single exon. NCBI's taxonomy places the organism in Eukaryota, Fungi, Ascomycota, Eurotiomycetes, Eurotiales, Aspergillaceae. The record is from RefSeq and is a predicted model, not a curated record. The coding region runs from base 179 to 598 and encodes 139 amino acids.
AAAAAAAAAAAAAAAAGAACAAAACCGCCUCCGUGGGCUCCCUCGCUUGCUUGCUUGCUUGCUAAAAACAGACUUCCUUGGCGAUUGGCUGCCAGACAGACAGGACCAGCGUGGACUGAAUUGUUUUGUCCAACCACGCCAAAUGUCCCUUACUCGGUAAUUAUCUCUCCACCCGAGGAUGAAGGCUUUAGGGGAUGAGUGGUGGUGGUGGUGGUGGUGGUGGUGGAGAAUUUUCGGGGAAUGGAAUUCUUUGGGAGGAGGUCGGGUUCGCUUGCCUCCCCCUCAUCAUCAUCUUCUCUUGUCUGUUUCUUACUACUACUACUUCACACACACUCUCUCUCUGUGUCUCUCUGUCUCCCUUUGUCUUUCUCUGGUUUUUCCCUCCCUCCCCGGUUCCAGGCGGUGGUAUUCGUCGGGGAGGGGGUUUACGGGGUUUCCGAAGCAGAGUCUGGAUCCAUCAGCUAGCCAGCUGGAUGUUUGUGUUUACAUGUAUAGCGUGGUGGUGGUUCGGGAAUCACAUGGGACAACCUCGGAGGCAUGGAAUUUCACCGUAGUCUUAUCGGCCACUUGCAUUACUUGCGCUGUUCACUUACAGUAAUCUCUGGACUAUGAGAAUCCGAAUAUGUAACUGGCCGUUCAUGCAUUAAUCGGUACUAGGAGACGGUUGAGCUAAGUGGUCCUGUAGGAGCUGAGUGACUCGAAUGCGCAUGAGGAGUCC